Messenger RNA from Fraxinus pennsylvanica, 342 nucleotides. The record is from the annotation of a GenBank genome assembly. Lineage: Eukaryota; Viridiplantae; Streptophyta; Magnoliopsida; Lamiales; Oleaceae.
AUGCAAGCAACUAGUCCAAACGCCACCGUAUUUGCUCCGCCGCCUCAUCUUCUCUCACAACCACCAUCUCCGCCGUGGGUUUGCUUUCCACGCGCUUUGCCGUACUUCCACGUGUCAUAUGGCUACGCGUUUCCAAUGAACGGAAGGGGUGUAGCCAACUUACCUUGCACCAGCAGUGUAGGAGAGUCCAGCUUGAGUAGUAUUGGGCCAGAAUCUGUUAUAGCCCAUAAUGGGAGUCUAGAUGGGCCUUCCUUAAGUAGAUUCUCUAGGGCUAAUGAUGAGCCCAAUUUUGAUGAUGCUUUCGGCUUGAAUUUGCAUCUUAGCCUCGCGCCAGCCCCGUAA